Molecule: messenger RNA, 1860 nt
Organism: Rotaria sp. Silwood2
Lineage: Eukaryota; Metazoa; Rotifera; Eurotatoria; Philodinida; Philodinidae
Source: the annotation of a GenBank genome assembly
AUGCGAACUGAUCUUCAACCAUUAUCCAUAAUUAUUGAUGAUGCUGAUAUUGCCGAAUGGAUGAAUCAAGGUCUUCCAGCUGAUCAAACAUCAUAUGAAAAUGCUGCUAUUCUUAUCUAUUGUUUGCGAUGGCCAUUAAUGGUCGACCCUCAAGGACAAGGACUUCGUUGGAUUAAAAAUCUUUUUACUGAUAAAUUAGUUACACUUCGUUAUAAUAGUAAAGGUUAUCUUGAUCGUGUUGAAACAGCUGUACGUCGAGGUGAUACACUUUUACUUGAAUGCAUUGAAGAAAAUAUUGAUUCUAUAUUGGAACCAAUUAUUAAUCGAAAUUUAAUUCGUAAAGGAAAAAUAGUUAAAUUUGGAGACAAAGAAAUUGAGUAUCAUCCUAAUUUUCGCUUAAUAAUGCAAACACGUUUAGCUAAUCCACAUUUUCGACCUGAAAUUCAAGCACAAACAACAUUAAUUAAUUUUAGUACAACACGAGAUGGUCUUGAAGCACAAUUAUUAGCUGAAAUUGUUGCUGCUGAAAGGCCUGAUUUAGAGAAGAGUAAAUUUGAAGUAACAAAACAACAAAAUGAAUAUAAAAUAAAUUUAAAAAAAUUAGAAGAUUCAUUAUUAGCACGUUUAGCAACGGCUGAAGGAAAUUUUAUACAAAAUGUUGAACUUGUUGUUACACUUGAACGUACGGUUAAUACAUCUGUAGAAAUUGAACAAAAAAAAUUAGAAGCUGAAAAAUUUAGUCAACAAAUUGAUCGAACAAGAGAAUUAUAUCGACCAACAGCUAUUCGUGCAUGUAUUAUUUAUUUUAGUAUGAAUGAUUUAUCGAAAAUUCAUCCAAUGUAUCAAUUUUCUUUGAAAGCAUUUCGAUCAGUUUUUCUUAAAGCUAUUGAUUAUGCUGAACAAAAUGAAGAUUUCCGUAUUCGAAUAGAUAAUCUUAUCGAUGCUAUUACAUUUGCUUCGUAUUCAUAUAUUGUUCGAGGUCUUUUCGAAGAACAUAAACUUAUUUUUACUAUACAAUUAUUAUUACAGAUCUUAACAGAAAAAGGUGAAAUUGAUAUGGUUGAACUUGAUUUACUAUUACGAAAUCCUCAAGAAACACAUGCAGGAAGUCCUGUGGAAUUUCUUAAUGAAAAGGCUUGGGGCAGUGUAAAAGCUUUAUCAUUACUACCGAUUUUUCAUGGACUGGAUCGCGACAUUGAAACAUCGAGUAAACGAUGGAAAAAAUAUGUUGAAAGUGAAGCACCUGAAUUAGAAAAACCUCCAGGGGAGUGGAAAAGUAAAUCAACAAUGCAACAAUUAUGUAUUCUUCGUGCUGUUCGACCUGAUCGAAUGCUUUAUGCAUUAAAAUUAUUUGUUGCUGAAAAACUUGGUAAAAAAUAUAUUGAAAGUCGUGCGGCAGAUUUUGCUCGUAUUUAUGACGAAUCAUCCAAAUCAAUACCUAUUUUUUUUAUUCUUUCACCUGGUGUUGAUCCAUUAAAAGAAGUUGAAACAUUAGGCAAAAAAUUAGGUUAUACAUCACAAGCAGGAAAAUUUUAUAAUAUUUCAUUGGGACAAGGCCAAGAAAUAGUAGCUGAAAAUGCAUUAGAAAUAUCAACUAAAGAAGGUCAUUGGAUUGUUUUACAAAAUAUUCAUUUAGUACGACAUUGGUUGCCAAUAUUAGAAAGAAAAUUAGAACGAAUAUUAGAAAUUGGACAAGAAAAUUUUCGUCUUUUUAUGUCAGCAGAACCGACUGCAGAUCAUAGUGCACAUGUUAUACCACAAGGAAUUUUAGAAAAUUCAAUUAAAAUUACGAAUGAAUCACAUACAGGUAAGAAUCAAUUUUCAAAAGAUAUCGAAUCAUUGGAAAAAUAUAACUUGUAA